Messenger RNA from Vicia villosa (hairy vetch), 897 nucleotides. Its product is annotated as probable lipid phosphate phosphatase 4. Gene Ontology annotation, biological process: phospholipid metabolic process. The record is from RefSeq and is a predicted model, not a curated record. The transcript has 7 exons. Gene Ontology annotation, molecular function: phosphatidate phosphatase activity. The coding region runs from base 1 to 897 and encodes 298 amino acids. Lineage: Eukaryota; Viridiplantae; Streptophyta; Magnoliopsida; Fabales; Fabaceae.
AUGGCUUUACAAUCUCCAGGAGCAAAAUUGGCAAUAACUCAUAUGCAUGAUUGGCUUAUUAUAUUGGUUCUUGCCGGCAUAGAUGGUUUGUUAAAUAUGAUAGAACCUUUUCAUCGUUAUGUUGGAAAAGACAUGAUGCAAGAUCUUAUGUUUCCAUUUAGAGAAGACACUAUACCUAUGUGGGGUGUCCCGGUGAGUAUGACGCGUAAUUUUAUAAUCUCCAUUAUCAUGCCAAUUCUCAUCUUUAUUGCUUUUUACUUUGUUAGAAGAGAUAUCUAUGAUUUACACCAUGCAACAUUAGGUCUUUUGUUUGCUAGCAUAAUAACGGGAGUUAUAACUGAUUCCAUUAAAGAUGCUGUUGGUAGACCAAGACCAAAUUUUUUCCAGAGGUGUUUCCCCGAUAAAAGACCGGUUUUUGAUAAAGAAACUGGUGAUGUUAUAUGUACUGGAAUUCAUAAAGUUAUAAAAGAAGGAUACAAAAGCUUUCCUAGUGGUCAUACAUCAUGGUCAUUUGCUGGACUUAAUUUCCUUUCAUGGUAUUUAUCCGGAAAAAUUAGAGUAUUUGAUCGUAGGGGGCAUGUUGGAAAACUUAGUAUAGUUUUGCUUCCUUUACUUACUGCAGCUCUUGUUGGAAUUUCUCGAGUAGAUGAUUACUGGCAUCAUUGGACUGAUGUGUUUGUUGGAGGCCUUAUAGGAAUUAUCGUGUCUUCAACAUGCUAUUUGCUACUCUUUCCAUUUCCUACUUAUCCACAUGGUUGGGCACCUCAUGCAUUUUUUUACAUGUUGGACUUGGAGGAGGGUCAAAGUUCUCAAGGCGAUAGUCAAAGUCCAUCAUUAAUGAGGAUAGAUCGUACCUUAGAGAUGGAUCAAAUGGAAAAUGGAAGACGAUUUAUGUGA